AUGUGGCGCAUCAUCGCAACUCUGUGCCUCACUGCCGUGGCGGAGUUCACCCCCGAGCAGUUGGAUAAAAUGUCGUCUUCAAUCCAAACCACCGCAGAUCAGUUGCAGGACAAGGUGGUUUCGCUGAGCAAGGAGAUUAAUCCAUUGACCGUGAAGAUCACCAAUAUCCCCACCCAAUUGCUCGGUGCAAGUGAUGAGGAGAAGGCCGAAAUUCAAAAGGGUUACGAGGCGACCAUGACCAAAAUUUGCGGCAUCAUGGAUUCCUUGCGCAAGGUCCAGGCCGAGGUGCAAAAGGAUUCCGCGGACGCCAAGGACACCGUGGCAAAGAUCCAGGCGCAAGCGACCGACAUGGCCGGUGACCUGGAGAAGUUGAAAGAUGGCCCCACGAUGCAGCACUACCUGGGCAAGUUCCAAAAGGCCAUCGGAACCUUGGACUCAGCCGCCACUUCUGCGGCGACUUACACAAUGACCUCCAUGUGCGAGACGAAGGAUGAAGCCGCGUCUCGGUUGUACCUCCAAAUGGCUCCAGUCUCCAGUGUCAAGUUCCAUAUUCCCUCGGCUCUCCUGGGUGCUUUGGGUGCUGCGGUUCUUGGAGCCGCCUUGGUGAUCUUCCGCACCAAAUCCGCCCGCUCACCCCUGGCACUGAUGGAGGAGGGUGUGGCGUGUCAACAAAAGGUGCUUCAGCGGAACACGCAGAUGAUUUUCCUGGGACAUCAUGCAGCGCCGGAGGCUUUCUGCACGGCCAUUUCCAACAUUGGCAGAUCUGCGGUUGACCAGCAGCUGCAGGAAGCAUGUGCAAUGCGAAGUAGCUGGGAGGUCUCGACCGAGAACUCUCGACUGUCCCAUGACCUUAGGGCAGCGCGCUCUCAACUCGAAGAGGGAGAGAUUGAAGCGGCCUGGCAGGAGGAGGUAGAAUUCUGGAAAGAAGAAGUUAGCAGACUGGAGGCAGAGGUACUGGCGCUAAGACAGCGCCGGGCGGAGGCGGAAGCGAAGGCUCAGCUCAAGGUGGGCAAGGAAUCCACGGUUGUGGCACUUUCCGGAGCUGAACAGCAGCUUGCAGAGCUUGAAAGUGAGCAGGCCAGCUGCGAAGCUGCCUGUGAGAAGGCAGAGCGGCAAAAUGCCAAGCUGCGACAUAGCUUGAAGCAGAAUUCCAGCCUUGAGCGAGGUGGCGCUGCCCGUCUCUUUGUGAGCGCGUUGCCUGCACUGGAUGCUGCAGCUGUUGAGGCUGCACGGACAGCCCUGCAUGCUCACAUGCAGAAGAAACUGAGCGGCCCAAAGAGUUGA
Molecule: messenger RNA, 1284 nt
Organism: Cladocopium goreaui
Lineage: Eukaryota; Dinophyceae; Suessiales; Symbiodiniaceae
Source: the annotation of a GenBank genome assembly